GCCUGCCAAGGAAUUUCUCGACAUUGUGCAACCACACACUCCCCUUCGCUAAAUGCAAAUAAUUUCACCCUGAGUACAUUAUGAUGGGUCCUCAUUUGAAAAUCCUACAAAUAUUACAUUUAGUUCCCAUUAAAAGCAUGUUUAAAUUUUCUUAAACUUACAUAACCUCGAAACGUGAAAACGAAGGAUCUUAACCAAUCAUUAACCAGCGCGGAACGCAAUAGGGAAGCAUAUUAACAGUGCUGUGAACAUGAACUUCUCCACAACUAAAUGAGAAAUUCACUAAAAGCAAAAUGCAUUGGAUUCAACCUGCAUAAUGCCGAAAAAGGGGAGCAACCACGUCAUACGCGAAACCACCGCAUCCGUUACGAGCACAAUGCCCCGCAACAAUUCUCCACUGGACUUGUACCACUCAAUGUCUUUGAGCAAAAGGAUAGGUUUUUAAGACGUCACUUAACACCGGAAUUUCACCUAACUGUUUCCAACGCAGAACUUGAGGCUGCACUUCUUAGUUCUACAGGAAACAUUACUUUUACCUUGUUUCGCGAAGCACACAGAAUCUUAGAUAUGGUGUGCAGGCGAUUCAAAACUAUCGACAAUUUUGUCGAGGAGGCUUUCGGCCCUCGAAUCUCUAUCGACGAGGCGACAGAAAAAAUCACAGAGUAUAUAAAAGAAUCCAACUUACCCACCGGCCUAGAUGUUAUUUGGUGCGAUGAUCUUGUUGGAAGUGCGCUCAUGUGCAGUACUGGGGUGGACAAAUACGGAAACAUACCUCGUCACAGAAAGUUUACAAUGCUGAUAAAGACAACAGAGAAUACUUAUUUGCGAGAGAAAGGAAUUAUUAACCUAAUGGACCAUGAACUCGGAACGCAUUACCACCGAUCCUUCAACGAAGGUCUCCAGCCGUGGUAUGGCAAAAGGGAGAUUUAUGGUCUGGGCCCCACAAACACAAAUGAAAUGAUCAAAAUUGAAGAAGGGCUGGCGUGCAUCCACACCAUACUGAGGGCGCAACAUCGCUAUCUUGGAGUUCCAGCGCUGCUGUAUUAUGGUUCGUGUAUGGCAGAAUACUUACCGUUUAAGGACCUUUUUAAGCACCUUGGAAAGUACGUUGCAGAUGAAGAACAGAGAUGGAAACACUGCAUGAGGAUCAAAAGGUGCCUGCCUAGCCAGGAUCGCUGUGGGGGAUACGGAAAAGAUCAAAGAUACUUCGAAGGUGCAGUUACAAUACUACGCCAACAGGCCAAUAUUGACUUCUACGUCUUGAUGGCCGGUAAACUCACUCUGGAUGAGCUAGAAAGAGCACGUCGUUGUGCCAUAAUGGCUCCAAUACGCAUGCCGACGUUUAUGAUGAAUAAGGAAAAAUAUUUGGCGACGCUCCGUCAGAUUGCUCGCAUCAACGGAAUCACGGUGGAUAAACGCAUCAUAGAAGGAACUAGGCCAAGGAGCGCCGCAAAUUCACGCGAACAGAAGCGCGGUAGCAUUGCGGAGUAUCGUGUGUCAAUCCCAUGUUCGACCUCAUUCCAAGGAGUAUCAGCUGCGAAGUGGAAAACUCUCAAGUCAUCAAAAUCAAGCUCUAUCUCUGGCUCUGAAUGUGAGGAGGUUACUUACAAACGGUGGAGAAUGCGAUCCAAAAACGCAUGCGAACAAAAGAAUGUAACGCACCAACUCAGUUCGGGAUAUAGUGAAUGUGCUGCAGAAUCAUCAAUACAAAAGCAAUUCAAAACGAAUGAAGAGAAAAGCUUACUUCCACCGAACCAGGAAUAUGUGGUGAAGUUCUACGGACCUAUGUCAAUCAGCAAGCUGUACUCAGGCGCAUUCGUAGAACACUGUGCGAGUUCGAAUUCCCUAAGAAACAACUAUCCAACUCUAUAGUCCGAAUGCGCUCCAAAAGUAGCAAGGAAAACGGGGAAAGGUCCAAUGAUACACACAUGAACAGAAAAACAGGGCGUAAUAACAGGCAGGAAAAGAAACAAACAACCGUCUUGGUAAGUGCGUGUGGAUGCCGUCUAUUUACACACGGUUCGAUGAAGCCAGUGAAAGAGUUGAUGGGGAAAAAUGUCGACAAAAGGGAUUCAAGACAUGGAACAGGCGUCAAGGUGGACAGACAUUCAGUUCCAUUAAUCUUGGAGAUUGAUCUACGCCACCCGUUAACAAGUGUGUGAAAAAGUAAAAAUGACGGUACCCAAAGUAACCUCACGAAGCCGAAAACCAAAGAAUAUGGAUGUCAACAACGUAAAAAGUGGUCUGGAAGCAACUUUCACUAAACAGCCACAAUGGAUAAAUUGUAUUGGCCAAGAUAUUAACAAUUCCAUCAUCCUGAGAACAUGACCUAGCUCCAAGGUCAAAAACCAAGUGAAGAGCCUAGUAGAAUAAGAUUGCGCAUAGUAACGAAUGUAAGCGGUGUUGCAUUAAAUAUAAUUGUUGACGACC
Dicrocoelium dendriticum is the source of this 2430-nucleotide messenger RNA. NCBI's taxonomy places the organism in Eukaryota, Metazoa, Platyhelminthes, Trematoda, Plagiorchiida, Dicrocoeliidae. The record is from the annotation of a GenBank genome assembly.